Molecule: messenger RNA, 1169 nt
Organism: Daktulosphaira vitifoliae (grape phylloxera)
Lineage: Eukaryota; Metazoa; Arthropoda; Insecta; Hemiptera; Phylloxeridae
Gene: Phb1
Product: protein l(2)37Cc
Exons: 3
Coding region: 159-977 (272 amino acids)
Biological process (GO): mitochondrion organization
Cellular component (GO): membrane; mitochondrion
Source: RefSeq, a predicted model, not a curated record
AAUAUGAAUACACUUUUCGGCCUGAUUACCGAAUACUCUAAGGCAAACUACAUUCAUAAUAUAAAAUUAAUAGAGUAAAUAUAUUUUGUGAAGUACAAUAAUUAGUCAUAUAAUUGGAUCAAUUGUCAAAAUUUCAUCUGAAGACAAAUUGAAAAGUUAUGGCUCAAAUUUUCAAUCGUAUUGGUCAAUUGGGUCUUGGAUUAGCAGUGGCUGGUAGUAUUGCAAACACUGCUUUGUAUAAUGUUGAUGGUGGUCAUCGAGCUGUUAUAUUUGAUCGCUUUUCUGGAAUUAAAAAUACAGUUGUUGGAGAAGGCACACAUUUUUUAAUUCCAUGGGUACAAAAACCUAUUAUUUUUGAUGUUAGAUCUCGCCCUAGAAAUGUACCAGUUAUUACUGGAAGCAAAGAUUUACAAAAUGUAAACAUCACUCUUAGAAUAUUGUUCCGGCCUGUACCUGAACAAUUGCCCAAAAUAUAUACAAUUUUAGGUGUAGACUACGAUGAAAGAGUUUUACCUUCUAUCACAACUGAAGUUUUAAAAGCUGUAGUUGCUCAAUUUGAUGCUGGAGAAUUAAUUACACAAAGAGAAAAUGUAUCUCAUAAAGUAAGCCAAACUCUUAUUGAACGUGCUGGACAAUUCGGUGUUGUCUUAGAUGACAUUUCAAUUACACAUCUAACAUUUGGUAAGGAAUUUACACAAGCUGUUGAGUUGAAGCAAGUAGCUCAACAAGAUGCAGAGAGAGCUAAAUAUCUAGUAGAAAAGGCUGAACAACAGAAACAAGCUGCUAUUAUAUCAGCUCAAGGUGAUUCUGAAGCUGCAUCUAUGUUAGCAAAAUCAUUUGGUGAUGCUGGUGAAGGUCUUGUUGAAUUAAGAAGAAUCGAAGCUGCUGAAGACAUAGCAUACCAAUUAUCAAGAUCGAGACAAGUAGCAUACCUUCCAUCUGGACAAAACAUUCUACUAAAUUUGCCUGCACAAUAAUUUCCUCUAUUAUGUUUAGAACAAAUGAAUUAGUUUAUAUCUCCCAUAUUAUAUCUUUUUGUUUUGUUUCAUAUAUACAUGCUUUUUUUUGUUUUGUAUUUAUGUUUUUAAAGGUAUAAAAUACAUUUACUCUAAUAUAACAAGUUUUACAGAAAUGGAAGUUAAAUUAAAUUAAACAUUUAUUGGCUAGUA